This is a messenger RNA of Rhea pennata, 1235 nucleotides long. It is a transcript of the gene CCR4, whose product is annotated as C-C motif chemokine receptor 4. Gene Ontology annotation, biological process: positive regulation of cytosolic calcium ion concentration; calcium-mediated signaling; cell chemotaxis. The transcript has 2 exons. The record is from RefSeq and is a predicted model, not a curated record. NCBI's taxonomy places the organism in Eukaryota, Metazoa, Chordata, Aves, Rheiformes, Rheidae. Bases 159 to 1235 code for a protein of 358 amino acids. Gene Ontology annotation, molecular function: C-C chemokine receptor activity; C-C chemokine binding. Gene Ontology annotation, cellular component: membrane; external side of plasma membrane.
GACAUCUGCUUUUUUGCAGCUGUUGGGUAUCACUGUAUCAGCGGCACCUCACUGACCAAGCUACCUGGUGAGAAGCAAGUGAUUUUUCAGCGUCAGAAAAAAAGAAGCUUCUUUACAUCAGUUGAGUCGAAAGAGGGGAAAAAGGAACAGGGGGAAAAAUGAGUUCCUCAAGUACAGAGUCCUUUAAAGCCGAAAUCUCAACUUUAUAUGACUAUUAUGAUAACUAUAACGAUGCUCCAAAACCGUGCAGUAAGGAAGGCGUCAAGAGGUUUGCAGCCUCCUUUCUACCCGUUCUGUACACCCUCGUAUUCCUGGUUGGGCUAAUGGGAAACGUUCUGGUCAUUGUGGUCCUGUUCAAAUACAAGAGACUGAAGAGCAUGACUGAUGUGUACCUGCUAAACCUCGCCAUCUCAGAUCUGCUCUUCGUUUUAUCCCUGCCAUUCUGGUCUUAUUUCACAAUAGACCAAUGGGUUUUUGGAACACCCUGGUGUAAAAUCAUUUCAUGGAUCUAUCUGGUUGGGUUUUACAGUGGCAUAUUUUUUAUUAUGCUUAUGAGCAUAGAUAGAUACUUGGCAAUCGUUCGUGCAGUGUUUUCCUUGAAAGCAAGAACUGCCUUCUAUGGCCUGAUUACUAGCCUUAUUGUAUGGUUAGUAGCUCUUGUAGCCUCAAUUCCUGAACUUAUAUUUAGAGAAUCUUUUAAUGAACAAAAUUAUACCACCUGCAAGCCAAGAUAUCCAGGCAAUUUCACAACAUGGAAACUCUUUUCCACUUUGGAAAUCAACAUUUUAGGGCUCUUAAUCCCUUUUAUCAUUAUGGCAUUUUGCUAUUCCAUGAUCAUCAAAACAUUAGUUCACUGUAGAAAUGAGAAAAAGAACAAGGCUGUGAGGAUGAUCUUUGCUGUCAUGAUUGUGUUUUUCUUCUUCUGGACCCCUUACAACAUUGUGAUUUUCUUACAAUCACUGGAAUUUACAGGAGUCAUUAAAGACUGUCAAGUGAGCAGAAAUCUGGACUAUGCUUUCCAGCUAACAGAAAUCCUAGGCCUUUUUCACUGUUGCCUCAAUCCAGUCAUCUAUUUCUUCAUGGGGGAAAAAUUCAAGAAGUACCUAAAGAUGCUCUUUAAGAACUGGCUGAUACCUGGAGAUAUUUGCAAAUGGUGUGGAGUUCACAUCGCUUACCACACUGAAUCUACCAGUUCAUUCCACACGCAGUCUACUGGGGACCAAGAUGCUCUGUAA